ACAAGUCAACGGUUAGGCAAGAUUCCUCUUGUCAUUGGCAUGCCAGUUAUCAUCUCACACAAUUUUGAUGUCGAUGGUGGUAUUGUGAAUGGUUGUCAGGGCAUUCUUAAAAGCAUUCGGUACACUCUUGACUUGCAAGGUAAUCGACAUGCCAUAUCAUGUGUCGUCCAUUCUACUUCGACUACCGACAACGUAUUGCCUCAUUUACCACCGAAUUAUGUCGUGGCUUUGCAAGACACUGUAGAAAUG
This is a messenger RNA of Suillus fuscotomentosus, 249 nucleotides long. RefSeq lists its product as uncharacterized. The annotation marks the transcript as partial. The record is from RefSeq and is a predicted model, not a curated record. The transcript has a single exon. NCBI's taxonomy places the organism in Eukaryota, Fungi, Basidiomycota, Agaricomycetes, Boletales, Suillaceae.